UACACUGUGCCCGCCCGGCGACGAGACACUGCUACAGUCAGAUCAGUCUCUAGAGCUAGAGAGCGGCACUUUCAAAAGCUCUGUUCAGAAGUGUCUCGCAGGGGGAUCGCACUGGAGAGGGAGUUUAGGACUGCACUGGGCUCUCUACCGGAAAAAUGCCUGCAUUUGUGAAUGAACUGGAUUUAUAAACGUGUCACCCGCCAGGAUUUUCGGUUUGACUGCACUUUUAAUUACAUUGUAGCUUUUUUUUUUUGUAAUUCAGUGGCAAGAUGCUGGGUGGAAACUUUUGACACCAGAACGCUGUGGUGCAACACAACCACGACACCGCAAAGCAGAGAACAAAGAGGGGAUGGUAGAAUUUGGCCUUGUGAAUCCUGCCGCCUGGCAAAGGGCUGAUAUGUAUACCCCAGGUGUGGAAAAAUGGGAUCAUUCCAGCUUUCUUGAGGGGGGAGGGGUGUUUCACAUUGUCAGGAAUGCAGAAGGCUAUCGUGGAGACCUCUGACAGGGUCUUGUUUUUUUAAAUACUAAAAUGGAGUGAUGUCAUUUUCCAUGGGAGAAGAGUGCAGGUUGAACUACUGCAAGCCUCCAGAGAACAUGCAAAGCUUUCUGCGCCCAAGAGGCGUAGUGGAAUCGGCUGUGGUCUUGACUAGCAAGCAAAAUGGUACUUUCUGUUUCAAAAUGUACAGAGGCGUAGGUAAAGUCACAAGAACACAAAAUGAGGAUUGAGAGAGGAACAAUUUGUAGUUCUCACUUGCGUCAAGAGGGGUAGAAACGAAGAGACUUCUGGAUGGAAUUUCCUCAGACAAAGAGAAAACCGACAACAAAAGUUUGUUUUGUUUCGUUGGGUUUUUUUGAUGGACAGACAGUGCAUCCAUCACGGAGGAGUGGAAUAUUUCUGGGCAGGACCGGAUCUUUGUGCACACGUUCGGAGAAGUCAUUUGUGUGGCUGAAAGUGCAUGAGCAGGUUUGUUGUGUGUCUGAAGGGGGUGGCUUCGUCAGGGCUUCUACCUGCUGCAUAGAAAGUUGUCUGUUCCAAUGCGGUCCAACGAGUCACACCUGUUUUGGUAGCAGCUGAGAGAAAUGCCUGAGCGAAGAAAAAAAAGAGCCUUUCAACAAAUCGCAGCUCGACUUCCUUUUCCUUUAAAGACGAUAAACAGCUACACGCAGCCGCACGGCCUGUGAUUUUUUCAAACAAGCGUGCAGCUCUUGGCUGGGGUCAACUUCUGAGCGAAAGGAGGUCUUUGUUUUCGCUCACGGCUCAAAGGGUCAUAGGAGAUGGAGGCGGUUUGCCAGUGGAUCACAGGGCAUUCGUGCUGGCUGCGUUCAGACUGGAUCUAGACGACAGAGUCCUUGCAGGAAUCAUGACCUGGCAUCCCAGCAAUCCCCGGGCCAGAGGACAAUGUGAGCCCAUGUGGUUUCCUGGGUCCCUGGGGUGUGACACUCUGAUGGCUGCGGUGUCCUCCACGUUCCAGUCCCCUCCUGGACAGCAAUAAUGACUUUCUGCCAGAACGCCGUCUACGGCUACACCUUCACUAUGAGGAGCAAGUACGAGCAAUACUACAACAAUGCUGUCAUCUCUGAACAUUACAUGUACGCCAAGAACCUCUCCAAAGAGAGGGUCCUCGACCGCGCAAAGGACAGCUUCGGCUCCCUCUCAAUCAUCUUCAUUGUGGUCUGCUGUGUCAUCAUCCUGGAGAACCUGCUGGUACUCAUUGCUGUCUUCCGCAACAAGAAGUUCCAUUCCGCCAUGUUCUUCUUUAUCGGCAACCUGGCAUUCUCGGAUCUGCUGGCCGGAUCUGCGUACAUCGCCAAUAUCUUCCUGUCCGGCUCACGGACUUUUGAACUGCUGCCAGUCCAGUGGUUCAUCCGGGAGGGGACUGCCUUCAUCGCCCUGUCGGCUUCUGUCUUCAGCCUCCUGGCUAUUGCCAUCGAGCGUUACAUCGCCAUCACCAAGGUGAAGGUAUAUGGCAACAACAAGACGUGCCGCAUGUUCAUGCUGAUCAGCACCUGCUGGGUGACUUCCAUCCUGCUGGGGGGGUUGCCCAUCAUCGGCUGGAACUGUAUCAACAGCCUGCCCGAGUGCUCGGCUCUCCUGCCCCUGUACUCCAAGAAAUACAUCCUGUUUGUGGUCACCAUCUUCAGCAUCAUCCUGCUCUCCAUCGUCAUCCUCUACGUGCGCAUCUACCUGAUUGUCAAGUCCAGUCACCAGGAGGCCACCGCUACUCCGGCCUACACCCUGCUCAAGACGGUCACCAUCGUCCUGGGGGUCUUCAUCGUGUGCUGGCUGCCGGCAUUCUCCAUCCUGCUUGUGGACGUCUCCUGCACCAUGUCCUCCUGCCCCAUCCUCUCCAAGUCCAAAAUCUUCUUUGGGGUCGCCACACUCAACUCGGCCCUCAACCCCUUGAUCUACACUCUACGCAGCAAGGACAUGCGCAAGGAGUUCCUCCGGGUGCUAUGCUGCUGGGGCAUCCUACAGAGCGGGCGCCCCCCCGAUCGCUGCAUGAUCCAGCUGAAGAGCUCCAGCUCUUUGGAUCACUGCACGUUCAAACACGAGAACCAGACGAUGCCCAUCAUGCAGGACUGCACCACGUGUGUUUAGGGACAAAACACAAUAAGGGUGAAAUACAAGCCCAAAACAAGAUGGGGUAAGAGACUAUAAUCUAUUGCCAGGUCUGUGAGUUACGAAAGGUUUUUGGUUUUGCCACUGUGGGGCUUGGGGGGGGGGACGGACGGACGGACGUUUGGACUGCUCCAAAGACAGGCAGAAGACAAAGGAGACCUCGUUUGACAAAAAGACUCUUAACCCCAGGGCUUCAAGGAGUCCCACAGAGCGAGCUUAGCAGACGCAGUGGUUUGCCAGGAGCAGCAGGGCAAGGAGGAGAUGUCUGCAGGCGCUCACCCUCCCCUUCAGAAGGGUUUCUGGGAGGCGAUACUCAGUUGCGCUCUGUGAUAUCCCGCACCAGUAGAAGACUGCGAAUAAAAUGUGGACCCUGCAAUCGGGUUUCCACCAGAAUCGACAGGUGUGGUCCGAUUCCCACUGGGAGCUGUGACCAAGGGAUCCGCGGUGUGUCCUGGGAUUCAUUUACCACUAUCUUUAUCCACUAACUAGGUUCCCGGGCACCUAACUGGGAACAAAGCUAACGAUGACAGUGUUAUAAAAUUGCAUGCUUCUGUACGGUAAAAAUAUGCUACGAGAUAUUGCUCAGCUCCGUUUCAAACAACUGUCGAAAAAGGGCUGCAUUCGAUGAAGUAGCACAGCCGACUCCCAGUAUUUACUGAGCUGUUCCAUCAAAAUGGUACCCUCUGCCAGGGCAAAUGACUUGGACCUGUAUUCCGUUAACCCGACACCUUAGGAAAUGUUGAUUUCAAAGGGACGAAGCUCUCACUGUGGCCCCCUGGGAAAUGUGUAAAAUGCUGGAGAGGGCCAGGUUUGGGAUUUGAUCAAUUUACCCUCCCCAAGGUAUUAUGUUCUUCUUCCAGCUUUUACUUGAUUUUGUUUUAGAACUGACAGUAUUGAAGAUUAGCUUCACUAUGUUUCCGGCGGGACCCCCUGCCGUCUAGGGAAAAAAAAGAGAAGUUGGAUCUCCACGCCCAUCCAAGUUAAGGAGCCAUCCCAAGCUUCCAUAAGUACCUAACCUUAACGAGUCAGACAGUCAGGGCCCCAAGUAUAACUCUCAGCAACAUUUUAAAAAGAAUACCAAAAAAAGGCACUUUGUGAGGAGUAGAAAUGUUCUUUUUAUUGUUUCCUGCAGGGCUGCAGGCCGUUGGCCCAGGAGAGGAAAUCUCCCAGCAAUACUUGUAGUCGCUCAUUUAAUUGUCAUUUUAAUAUUUAUUUAGUGUUGUUUGAACUCCGUGUCUGCCUGUGCAAAUUUAAGCAAAAUAAGGCAAAAGACAGGAACUACCCAGACGUUGGAAUUGGCCUGUUUCACAAAAAACUGACACUCGGAAAAAUCUAAUCGGGCUCAAACUGCCAGGCAGUGACAGUUUCGUUCCUGCCCCUUCCCCUGCAGCCAGGUCACUGACACCUAAUUCAUGUUGGCUCUGUCCCCCAUUUAGAGGAAGGGGGUCCAUCCAGAUUUUGGGUCGAUUAAAACAAAGAGAGUCCGCAAACAGACAAAAAAAAAGCUUGCAUCCAAUACCAAACUCCUCGCACCUGCGGUCGUGCUCGUAGCAGACAUCCUACAACGGCAGCGGUUCUGAGUGGCGGGUUCCUGUUUUUUUUUCCACCUGCGUCUGGCUUAAUUCCGCGUUUCCCCCCUCCGUGACAGAGUGCGUGUGUUCCGCCUGCCCCCGGGAGGGAGAGUGAACAGAGCCGGUGCGCCCGCCAAUUGUUCACCCCUGUUCCUGUUUUGAGCCGCGUAUCGAGCAGUGACAUUAGUCUGCUUCCCGAGUUUCCACUCCCUUCAUCCCCUUUUUUAUAAAUUCAGUUUCUUUUUCGAUCAAACAAUCCGUACCUCUUCCUGGCAGCAAAAAACAAAACAAAAAACAAAGCAGAUGCAGUGAGUGGUCAAUGAUUGAGAACAAUUUGAUUUCGUUUGGUCAUUCGUGGGUUUCUGUGAUCUGAGGGUGAAAGAAAAACAAGAUUAAGCGAGAGAGUGGGGUGCGUACAGUUCAAAGUCCAGGAGGACAGAACAUACCUUUUGGAACCGAAACUAAAGAACACAACGUGCGCGUUAAGAAGCACACACUGCUGCUAUGAUCCUAUAAAGUUAGUUUUAUUGUAGUUUCUCCGGGUCACAGGGGGAUUUGUGGGUGGGGUUCCAAAGAACAAAGAUUAAUGUUCAAGGUGUGUAAUGAAACAAACGUUUCCAUUUUUAAAAAAAAGACAAGGAAAUGUCUGAUUCCAAAAUGACGCGUUUACUUCUGUGUAGUGUGUGAAAUUCGAGUCUCCCAGCCUUGAUGUUGUUUUGUACUCUUGCGUGCUUUAAUGUCAGCUCAGCGGCGGCCUGUUUGUAUUCUUCUCCAUCUCUCUAAAUAUAACAGCUUCCUAAGAGGAAGGUGCAAUCAAAAAAGAAUACAUUUCCUGAGGGGUUUUUUAAAUUGUCGGCAAUCAUUUAACACGCUCAGAUGGGCAUCAGCAACAGACACAGUACUAUAUUUUGGGGGGGUGGCUGUCAGGAUGGAGGGGGAGGGUUCCAUACCCAGCUGAGAAACAAAUUUAGCUUUAAACAGAAACAGAUUAACAAUGGAGAGCGUAUUUCUUCCAUUGCAACUGGAUCGUGAUUCAGUGCAGUAUUACUUUUCUCAAGAGAUAUCCAAACUGAAUUUGGUUAGCCAAGGCCAACUGGGCCAACACAUAAAAAAGACUGUUGCAUUAGUAGGAGUGGCUCUGCCCAAAUACACCACAAGACACAUCAUGACGGAUCUUCCUACUACAUACAGGCCAAAUGUCCCAUGACCCUCCUCGCUAGAGUAAAUGAUAACAGGAGAGCAGGGAAGGGAAAACGGUGAAGCUCUGAAUACCACUUUAAAAAAACAAAGGGGGCAAAUGAAAAAAAUUGACCUUAUUUAUUGGAUGAUUAUUGUUGUAUAAUAGGUGUACAAUACGUAGUUGCAAGUGCUGGGUCUGUGUGGUCACAUACAGGACUAUCGGCUGUAGUUGUCACAAUACUUGAUGGGACACAAGAUAAAGUUUAAAAACAACAAAACAGAGAAGCACAUUCAGGCCUUAGACUCAGUUGCUUGGUAGGUGAUUGUUGCCAAAAACUCGAGAGAACUGCUUGGGUGUUACAACCAGAGUGAAAAAACAGCGGUUGACCAAGAAGGCAAGAAUUCAAUGUGAUUUUGCAUAAGGAUCAGCAUCUGCACUGCUCGGUCAGCUUGGCUAAGCAGUAGACAGUGUGGAAACAAAACACAAGCUCAUUCUCGAUCUCCCGCUGGCUUGCUGGGAGCCCCAUCCCAGAUCCUGUUUCUGGCUGGACUUAUUUGUCCAGCAGGGCGUCCCACCUCGUUUCGGACUCGGCAAAAGGUCAGCCGGCAGUAUUUUUUUUUUGUUUGCAAACCACUGACAUCAAAAGAGUUUAUUUUGUUCUUCUGUCCUCUGCUCCCACUUCGGAUGAAGAAACAGGGGAAGCUGAAGGAAUUCCUGUCUUUUAUGGGGGUUCCUGUUGUUUACAGGAUGAGGUUAGGGAGUCGGAGAGAGGGUGACGUCAAGUCUCCUCUUCCGUAUGGGAGUGUUUUGGCUUCCAAAGCUCAGACGAGGAGCACGUCCCCUCCUGUGAGGGGUGCAUACGUGUGUGAGUGUGUCCGGAGUGGUUAAGGGGUAAAGAGGAGAGCUUACAUUGAAGGUGUAAAAUGUAGAAAUCACUGCCUUUGCUGCUAGGACUGUACAAAUGUUUUUGUCAUAGCUCAGUUUUUUUUAUGAGAGCAUCAGCAAGCUCCAGGUCUACCAGCUUGUCCAGAACUCAUUGUUUUGGUCUUUUAAGGAUUUUGUUUUUAGUUUCUUUAGAAGCAGGGAAAAACAUCUGCUUAAAUAACUUGUAAGCAAACAGUGUGGUUGCCCACCCAUCAAACUAUGCCACAUCUGCAACCGAUUAUAAAAGCAUGUUUUCUUCAUUGCAUUACAGGUAUCACCGUUGCAUCAUUUAAUUUACAGUAAAUAAUGAAAAACAAACUAAAAUAACAAUGCUCAAAUAAGGCAGAGCUGAAUGUCAUGUUGCAUUAGCUUCUAAAACCAAAUUGUGGGGGACAGAUAUUGACACCAGCACCUGACGUCACAACUGACAUGAUGAAUGUCUGACUGUAAGAGCUCUCUCAUGUGGCCCCGUGCAGACGAUAGCAUCUGUUCUGAUAUCACAGGACGUGUCUGAGCACAGAAGGCACACCUGCUGUAGGUAAAGUGUUUGGACAAGGCUUGUUUCUUCCCCACCGCCGUCUUCUCUGAAUCAAGCCAGGAAUCUUAUAAACUUCCCUAAAGUUGCUAGGAGGCCCUAUACUGGUUGCCUCUGAAGUGAAGCCAUAUUGAUUUAGUGGUUACCCCUGCCAAUCAAAUGCAAAGACAACCAAUGAGAAAGAGAGAAAGCACUUUGGUGGGGAAAUGAAAGCCCGCCCUUUAGCCCGCUGUUUCCUAUGGGCUCAAGUAAUCAAUGUUUUUAGCAUUCGUAAAUACGUACAUUUGUGAUUUCAUGGUUAAGUAUAUGUGAUCUAACCCUGUGGACUAUUGUAUGUUUUUUUUAUUUUAAAUAUACAGUAUAUUAACUCAUGUAUAUAUGUACUGAAUGUCUUAAGUGUGCAAUAGCUUUUUGUGUUCUGUAGCACGCUACUCAUGUUCAAUCGGUACAAGUUAUAAGCAAAACGCUAAUUUAGGUACAAAUGUUAAAAAAGCCUUUUGUGUUUAUUUCUUUUGUAAAAAAAUAUUAAAAUUAUCCCGGUACUUUAAAAA
Lepisosteus oculatus (spotted gar) is the source of this 7381-nucleotide messenger RNA. RefSeq names its product sphingosine-1-phosphate receptor 2 (gene s1pr2). Gene Ontology annotation, cellular component: plasma membrane; cytoplasm. Gene Ontology annotation, biological process: adenylate cyclase-activating G protein-coupled receptor signaling pathway; sphingosine-1-phosphate receptor signaling pathway; regulation of metabolic process. Gene Ontology annotation, molecular function: sphingosine-1-phosphate receptor activity. NCBI's taxonomy places the organism in Eukaryota, Metazoa, Chordata, Actinopteri, Semionotiformes, Lepisosteidae. The record is from RefSeq and is a predicted model, not a curated record.